This is a messenger RNA of Aspergillus ochraceoroseus IBT 24754, 1167 nucleotides long. RefSeq names its product putative RING finger domain protein. Gene Ontology annotation, molecular function: ubiquitin protein ligase activity. Gene Ontology annotation, cellular component: nucleus. Lineage: Eukaryota; Fungi; Ascomycota; Eurotiomycetes; Eurotiales; Aspergillaceae. The transcript is spliced from 3 exons. Bases 1 to 1167 code for a protein of 388 amino acids. The record is from RefSeq and is a predicted model, not a curated record.
AUGGCACACUCUAAACGGAAUACCUCCCUUCCACACUUCACCUCCUACGAGCGCGGUCUCCUGCGAGCUUCCUGGGGCACCCAGCGUGGCGUCAUCGGCCGCGACUCCUUCCUACCUUUCGGGUCCUGUCGGCUCUGUCUACACCCUGCGCGCUCCCCAACCGUUGCCUGUGCUGCGAACGGGGACCUCUUCUGCCGAGAAUGCGUGAUAAACGAUCUGCUUGCGCAGCGACAGGAGAUCAAACGACUCGAGCGCGAACGGGACGACGCGAAGAAGCGACUCGCAGAAGACGAGGAGCGGACACUGGAGGAAGCACGGACGCGGGAAUUAUAUGAGUUCGAACUUGUCAGCAUGGGGUUGGAGGCGGCAAAGAAGCAGGGGAAUUCGGGCGGAAGUGAGAAUCAGAAAAAGAGGAAAGCAGAAACGGAGGAGGCCCUGGCGGCGUUUAAGGCGAGGGAGGUCGAUGUUGGAGGCGGCAAGCGGAAGAAGGUGUUUGAACUAGAUGAGAAGGAAAUGGCACAGGUAGCCCGGAAGGAACAAGAGCGGCUGAAGCAGGAGCUUAAAAAGGAAAAGUCGGAAUCGAGCAAAUCAGCUUUACCAUCAUUCUGGGUACCGUCGUUAACACCAGGAACGGAUCCAAAUGAAAUCGCAGCGAAUAAAGCUGUCAAGCUGACUCCGAUUUGCCCCGGGUCUACAGAAUCCAAGCAACAUAGCUACUCGCUCAAGUCGCUGGUCGACGUGCAUUUUACCGAAGAACCGGGGGCUGAGGGGUCUGUGGCUAGGGUGUGUCCGAGCUGCAAGAAGACUCUCUCGAACACAUUUAAGGUGAUACUUACUAAACCGUGCGGUCAUGUCAUCUGCAAACCAUGUGUAGAUAAGUUCAUGACGCCUCAUGAUGCUCCGGAUCCACAUGCUACAAAAGAGGAGCAAGAGCAAACUGCUGCUCUCCACGGGCGGAUUCUAUGCUACGUUUGUGAAACAGAUCUUACCCGGCGUGAAUCUACAGGAGAUGGAGAAGCAGACGCGGGUGCUAAAAAGAAGAAGAAAAAGAAGGAUAAGGAGCAAGGUAUUCAACCUGGCAUGGUGGAGAUCAGCUCCGAGGGUACAGGAUUUGCGGGGCGCGGAGGGAAUAUUGCGACGAAGUCGGGUGUUGCAUUUCAAUGCUGA